AGAAUGUUCUCAGAAUAUGCUUGCUAGGGCUCCCCUGGUGGCGCAGUGCUUGAGAGUCCACCUGCUGAUGCAGGGGACACAGGUUCGUGCCCCGGUCCGGGAAGAUCCCACAUGCCGCGGAGCAGCUAGGCCCGUGAGCCAUGGCCACUGAGCCUGCGUGUCCGGAGCCUGUGCUCCGCAACGGGAGAGUCCACAACAGUGAGAGGCCCGCGUACCGCAAAAAAAAAAAAAAAAAAAAAUGCUUGCUAAAGUAACUGGGUGAAGUGUUGUGAUGUCUGUAACUUUAAAGUGAUUCAGAAAAAAUGUGUGUGGUAGGAGAGCCCAGGCUCACACACAAAUGAGGCAGAUAAUCAUUGGUAAGUCUGGCGGAUAUAUAAGACUUUACUGAUUGUAAUGAUUUUUUCCAUUUUCCUGUAGAUUUGAAAAGUUUCAAAAUAAAAAGUUGAGGAGAAAAUCUUAUCUUUACUUCAGAGCCCAGCUCAGAUUUUGUCUCAGAUGAAGACUUCCUUUUCCCAACCAUACUAUCUAGAGAUCUGUUCUGAGGACCAAGAUUCAAUUGGGGGAUGGUUACAGAAAUGAACCAUGGAUUUCUCUCUGAUCAAGCAGACAGUUCAGGAUACACAGUCCAAGGAUGAAUGUUCACCGUGGCACUGAGAGUGACAGGUUACUGUGGCAGGAGGCCAGCUGCCUGAUGGAUGAAGCCUCAGCUGCAGCCCAAGAAAAAGAAGCAAAUAGCCCGGCUUCUUCUGGUCUUCAAAAUCUUACUUAUCCGCUAGGUCCCAGGAAUGAUGACCUUCCACUUGACUCUGCCUCUCAGCCAGCAAAUCUUCAGUUCCCUCACAUGAUGCCACUUCCUGAAGACAUCAAAGGCUCUUGCUUCCAAAGUGGGAAUAAACGGAACCAUGAACCCUUCAUCGCUCCAGAACGAUUUGGAAACAGCACUGUGGGCUUUGGCAGUAACGUUCAUUCGCAGGCACCAGAGAAAGUGACACUUCUCGUAGAUGGCACACGUUUUGUUGUCAAUCCACAAAUUUUCACUGCUCAUCCGGAUACCAUGUUGGGAAGGAUGUUUGGACCAGGAAGAGAGUACAACUUCACACGGCCCAAUGAGAAGGGCGAGUAUGAGAUUGCCGAAGGAAUCAGUGCAACUGUAUUUCGAACGGUGCUGGAUUAUUACAAAACUGGUAUCAUCAAUUGUCCUGAUGGCAUCUCUAUCCCAGACCUUAGAGAUACGUGCGAUUAUCUCUGCAUUAACUUUGACUUCAACACUAUCCGAUGUCAAGAUCUGAGUGCUUUACUGCAUGAACUGUCUAAUGACGGCGCUCACAAGCAGUUUGAUCACUACCUCGAAGAGCUGAUCCUGCCCAUUAUGGUGGGCUGUGCCAAGAAAGGGGAGCGAGAAUGCCACAUCGUCGUGCUGACGGAUGAGGAUUCUGUGGACUGGGACGAAGACCACCCCCCACCCAUGGGGGAGGAGUAUUCCCAAAUUCUUUAUAGCUCUAAGCUCUAUAGAUUUUUCAAAUAUAUUGAGAAUCGGGAUGUCGCUAAAACAGUGUUAAAGGAACGGGGCCUGAAAAACAUUCGCAUUGGAAUUGAAGGUUAUCCUACCUGUAAAGAAAAAAUUAAGAGGAGACCUGGUGGCCGGUCUGAAGUGAUCUAUAAUUACGUGCAGCGCCCCUUUAUCCAGAUGUCAUGGGAAAAAGAAGAAGGAAAGAGUCGCCAUGUGGAUUUCCAGUGUGUUCGAAGCAAAUCCCUCACUAAUCUGGUAGCUGCUGGAGAAGAUGUCUUGGAGGACCAAGAGAUAUUAAUGCACCACCCGCCCCAGGUGGAUGAACUUGACCGGCUAAAUGCCCCACUUUCUCAGAUGGCUUCUAACGACUUUCAGGAUUAGGGGCAGCUGUGGGCCCCUCUGCCGGCCUUUUCUCUGUCUGGGAUGCCCAUAGCCAAUCCUCCCCAUGGUUUGUCUCACACUAAGUAGGAGACAUGCUUCUCCCCCAUCCUUUCCUUUUCUACCAUAAUUAAUGUGUGUCCCUUUCAGUAAGUCUGUGCCUCCGGCAGGAGAUGAAAAAGCACUCACUGGUAAUUAAGCUACCAGCUUUGCAGCAGCCCUGGUAACUUGAAAAAUUUGGGUCUGGUGCUGUUCACCGAGUCUUUGCAUAACUGCAAAAGCAGGAAAGGAGGUCAAGACUCCUAUUGCCUCAUAUUCAGCAAAGCAGUUGUCAUCCUUUACACUCUGUUCUUGACUUUUGUUUAUUUGGUUUUAUACUAGGCAAAUUACUUAGCAGCAAAGGGACCAAACUUAGGAGACAAUCUCUAUCUUCUACAAGCAGGCACUAAUUGGAUGCCCAUUAGAGGUUAGUGAAGAUACCAUCCUGGUGGCCUCUGUGCCCAGGUUGCAUCUGGGAAGAAAUAGGCUCUCAUUCAAAAUGUCCAAAAGGAAAUUCUUAGGAGCUUCAGUUCAGUUUUUGUUUUUUUUUUUUUUUUUCAUUAUUGCAAUGAACAAUCCAAAACCUCACAGAUUCUUUGACAGGAAGGAUAAUGUAUAACAAUGUUUAUGAAACCUUUUUAGCUUCAAGGUUUUUGACCCUAAACAAAUUGAUUAUUUAUUUGGAGUGAAAUUCACACUCUGAUUAUCCUGGCUUGGAAUCUGGUGUGAAGCCAUAGGUCUUCACCCUAGGCCAGCAUGUUGCUGUGGGUGUGGCUAGGAGACCUUAGAUAUGGCUUAAAAGGCUUUCAAGAUGAGGGCAAUGAUUUCUCAGAAGUGCGCAGUUUCUCAGUAGAAAGACUAAUAAGAGCUCGGUGGGUAGGACUGGAGGUGAAUCUGGGUGAGAAAACGUCACCUGCCUAGACUUUGUCUCAGUGCAGGGUUUUUCGUUGUAUAUUCUUCAUACUAUGGAAUGUUUCUAGGUAUCAGGAUAUUUUAAUUUUUGAAAUAGCCUAUCAGCUGCUCACACUGGCUAAGAAAACCAUACUAAUGUCAUCUCCAAAGGAAGAAUGAGUUGAAGGGAAAUUAGGCCUAGUCAUUUUGAUUGAUCUGUCAGCUCUGGGUUAACAGUACAUGGUGUGUGACGACCCAGAUCACUCCUCUGGGUACUGUAACCAUCUCCCCUGAUGUCUCCAUGGCUGUUAACAGUAGAGCUAAAUUUAGAUUCUGGAGUCAGAUGUGUCUUGAGAUCGUUCCCAUUUUAUGGUAGAGGUUGGCCUUCCAAUCACCUACCCUGACAAUGUACGAAGAGACACAUAGUUUCCUUCAAGUUCUCUAAGAACAGGACUGGUUUUCUUAAAUUCCAUUUCCACAGGAUACUAUAGGGCAAGCUACUUGAUGCCAUUUUAUGACCGCCCUGGUCAGAAUUCUCCAAAGGUGAAGUCAGAUUGGGUGUUGACAGCUACUCCUUCCAGGCUUGAAGAACAAGAGUGUUCUUAAGGCGUGUAUUCUCUGUGCAUGUGACCAGGGCCAGUGUCACAGGGGACAUCAGCGCUCUGCUCCUUAUUCAGAAAAAUUAGUAGUAAGGGGUUAAACCGAGCCAUCCCCCAGCUACAGAGUUAUUCUGAUUAUCAUUGGCAUCCAUUUGUAAGGCUGAUGGCCAGGGUUAAUGUUUAGGGUUAAUGUUAUUUUGUAGCCAGGGGUAGUUUUAUUCCUGUGAAAAGAAUUCGCUGUUUUGAGGUCAGGUUUGGCUUUGACCUUACUGGUACUACAUUCAUACCCACGACCGACCAGCCAGGAUAAUUGUUUAAUGGUGCUUCCUUUACACUUUGUGGUUGACUUCCAUGCCAUCACAAAGGAAAUUUGACUUUUGUGUAGACUAUAAUAAGUAUGUAUAAUUUGUUUUAUAGCUUAAUAUAACAUUUAAGGGUAGACAUGUCUCAGCUAACACUCUAAAACUUAUUAGUCAUUGCUUAGGUAAAAAGCUAGGUAUGAAAUUGUGGCAUGUACUUAACACUCUGUUCUAUGUAAAUGAUUAAUUUCCUCCGGCUUUCAAAAGCCAGGUCUUUUUUUCCCCCAAGAUUGGGUUAACAUGCUUUCGUCCCCAACCCUUAGGGUUCAAGUGAACUGGAGAUCUGUGGAGGUAAAUCUGCCAAUGUUGCCAGGUGGUGGUGACGGAGGAAAAACUGGGCCCACAGGUUCCCUCUGGUGGAGAGGACAUUUCUUCUGUACCCCGUGCCCUUCCAGCCUGGAGCGCAGCAUCACUGUAAUUUGGUGGCUCUUUUCAGCCACAGCUGCUCUGUUCCCAGGGCCAGGACGUCCCGUGGUGGCAGGACCUCGCAGUUCUCGCAGGAACAAGAGCUGGGUUGCAGUCCUUCCCUUCAGAGUCAGUUACUGGCCAGCUGGGCAACAGUUAUUUCUAAUUAAAAAGGUGAAACUCAGGUUUGGUGUUUUUUUCCUAAGUGCCUAAAUAAGUAAGCCAGGCUGUUUAUACAGAAACAUUUUCAUAAGAGAAUGUUUUUACCCAGAUUGUCUUAUUCAGCGGUAUCUAUCUCAGCAGGCCAAGAUAAACCUGAAUUUGAGGUUUAGGAUCUGAGUUUGUGUCUGCAUCGUAUCAUGUACUGUUGAUUAGGAAACAUUUGCCAUUAAGGAACUGGGAGCAGGCAAGGAGACAGUGUUAAAAUGUGUCUGAUGAGAUUACUUAAUGGUUUCUUCAAAGUGGAGAAGAGGUAUUAAAAGAAUGACGGUAAAAAAAAAAAGGUAAGGAAGCUAGAAAGUAGCUGGAUUUAUUGCAUGAUAUGCAGUAGCCAGUAUUACUUUGAACUAAAUUCCGUGUGAUACCUAAUGUAUACGGGUCUAUGAAAAUACUGUGGCAUAAGCCCAGAAAGGAUGGAUAGUGUUCCAGCAGGUCCUUCUGUUAAGUAAAAACAAUCAGAGCACAGGCUUUAAAUUGUCAAAGUGUGAUGGGGAGCCUUUAUCGAGUAAUAGUCAAUAGAAAGUUAAAAAUCAGUUAAGUGAUUUAUUCAAUGCCACUUCUUGCCAUCAUUUUGAAAUUGUUAAACUGGGCAUAGUUCAGAAAGCAAACCUGAUACCUUUAUGGGAGAUGGAGCCACAUCCGUGCUCUGGGUGGGAUCACCUCUGCAGGAGAACAUUACAUUUUCUCUUAAAGGCAAAAUGCUUGUAGGUUUUGCCUCUUUACUUUGUAUUUACUUUUAAAGUUGCACUUGUUCACCUACCAGUGUUUACGAAAUCCUAUAUUUGGGAUGCUUUUUCAAUAAUAAAAUGUUAUCAUUUGUGUCCAUGUUGUUGUUGUUGUUUAGCAGAAAAUAAUAUUGGAACUCAAGAUGUUCAAGGGGACUGAGAGUCACAGCACCUGGACUGCCCAGGAGAGGCUCUUUCCUACAGCAGCCGGCGGGGGUGCGGCUGGCCUGGA
Physeter macrocephalus (sperm whale) is the source of this 5357-nucleotide messenger RNA. RefSeq names its product potassium channel tetramerization domain containing 20 (gene KCTD20). The record is from RefSeq and is a predicted model, not a curated record. NCBI's taxonomy places the organism in Eukaryota, Metazoa, Chordata, Mammalia, Artiodactyla, Physeteridae. Gene Ontology annotation, biological process: positive regulation of phosphorylation. Bases 632 to 1891 code for a protein of 419 amino acids. Gene Ontology annotation, cellular component: cytoplasm. The transcript is spliced from 9 exons. Gene Ontology annotation, molecular function: protein binding.